Molecule: messenger RNA, 1126 nt
Organism: Eutrema salsugineum
Lineage: Eukaryota; Viridiplantae; Streptophyta; Magnoliopsida; Brassicales; Brassicaceae
Product: aquaporin PIP2-2
Exons: 4
Coding region: 58-912 (284 amino acids)
Biological process (GO): transmembrane transport
Cellular component (GO): plasma membrane
Molecular function (GO): water channel activity
Source: RefSeq, a predicted model, not a curated record
AACAAUCACACAACAUAAAUAAAAAACCCAUUUUUUUCUAAAUAAUAAUCAUAUUAAAUGGCGAAGGACGUGGAAGGAGAAGGAUUCACGGCGAGGGACUACGAAGAUCCACCGCCUACUCCGUUCUUCGACGCGGAGGAGCUGACCAAGUGGUCUUUAUACAGAGCGGUUAUUGCUGAGUUCGUAGCCACUCUCCUUUUCUUAUACGUCACCGUUUUGACUGUCAUCGGCUACAAGAUUCAGUCCGACACAGCCGCCGGCGGAGUCGACUGCGGCGGCGUCGGAAUCCUCGGCAUCGCUUGGGCUUUCGGUGGCAUGAUCUUCAUCCUUGUUUACUGCACCGCCGGUAUUUCAGGUGGCCACAUCAACCCUGCGGUGACGUUCGGCUUGUUCUUGGCACGGAAGGUAUCGCUGAUUAGGGCGGUUCUUUACAUGGUGGCUCAGUGUUUGGGUGCGAUUUGUGGAGUUGGAUUUGUGAAGGCCUUUCAAAGCUCUUACUACGUUCGUUACGGUGGAGGAGCCAACUCUCUCGCCGAUGGAUACAACACAGGCACUGGCCUCGCCGCAGAGAUCAUCGGAACAUUCGUUCUCGUCUACACUGUCUUCUCCGCCACUGAUCCCAAACGCAAUGCUCGAGACUCUCACGUUCCCGUGUUGGCGCCACUUCCGAUAGGGUUUGCGGUGUUCAUGGUACACUUGGCCACUAUUCCGAUAACCGGAACCGGAAUUAACCCGGCCAGGAGUUUCGGAGCUGCUGUUAUCUUCAACGAGUCCAAGCCGUGGGACGACCACUGGAUUUUCUGGGUGGGACCAUUCAUCGGAGCUGCUAUUGCUGCAUUUUAUCACCAGUUCGUUCUAAGGGCCUCAGGUUCUAAAUCCCUUGGAUCCUUCAGAAGUGCGGCCAACGUUUGAAUUUAGCCACAAAAUUAACAACAAUGAUAACAACAAUUACAAAAUGGUUGUUAUUUAUUGUUAUGAUGCAUGUACAAAAUUGGCAACUUUUGUUUAAAAGUAAGCUCUGUUUUCUUUCUCUUUUCUAAUUUCUGGUUUCAUUGUGGUGUAAUAUUUUCAUGUGAAUGUUUGUGUACUCGGGGAAAAACAAUCAAUGAAAUCAAAUUGUUUUUUG